UAUAAAAUGAAAGGUGCAGGAGCAUUAAGAAGAGGUGGCGGAGGACAAAAUAAUAAGAAGAAUACAUUGGGAGCAAAGGGUGGAGGUCUGUUGAGAAAGCUCGAUCCUUUGAAGCAUAUAUUGAGCGGUCAGAAGUUGCAACCAAAGAGUACACAGAACCCAAUGAAGAGACAGAAGCUGCCAGAGCCCGGCGCCGGCAGGGGUGAUGGCGGCGAGUUGGAGGACGUCGACGAUAUCUCCAUCGAGGAGUACAAAAAGUCAGAGAUCAACACUUUGAAGCGCGUCAGAGACCACGUGCUGGACCAUGGCGAUGCGCUCGACAACUUUGACAUCUUGGACGACUCCCAGACCGUGUUCACCUACGCCUCUGACGACAUUGCCUCGCUCGAGAUCCUCGGCCAGGACCAGCAGCAUCUCAACCGCGGUGGCAAGCGCUAUCAGGGCCUCGAUGCCGACCUCGACGCACUGGAGAACCUGCAGCAGCAACAGGCGGAGCAGGCCAACAAUCAACAAAAGAUGGGCAGGAAGGAGAAGGCGAGGAGAAAGCUCGAGAAGAAGCUGCACGAGGCAAAGAUGAUUCACUUCAAGGAGUUGCCGCCAUUCAAGCGUAUCUUCUGGCGCGAUACAGUUCACAUGAGUGAUGAAGAGCAGCGUGCGAUACGUGUUAGGAACAAAGUGCGAAUCGAGCAAACAUUGCUUAAGAAUAACUCGUUCGAGGUCUCAGCGACGACGACAGAGACUUCAACAACGACGACAACAACAACAACAACAAGCGAGAACAAAGAGAAGGAGAAGGAUAAGGAGAUUGUAAUCCCGCGACCAAUCACGGCAUUCAACGACAGGGACUUGCCCAACUCGAUGCGCGCAUACAUUGAGUUCCUCACCAAGAAGCAUCAGGCGAUCAAGGAGCCAACACCAGUGCAGAUGCAAUGCUGGAGCGCGAUACUUGGCGGCAACGACGUACUCACAAUCGCUCAGACAGGCAGUGGAAAGACGCUCGGUUAUCUGUUGCCAGCGAUCCCUCACAUUAUGGCACAGAUGAAGGAGCGCCAGAUGCGCAGCAAGGAGAAGUCUGUCUUUCGUAACAUCAGGAGUCCCAUCGUGCUGGUCAUUGUGCCGACGAGAGAGCUGGCGCAGCAGGUGGAGUCGGUGUGCAAACCGAUGAAGUCAAAGCUGGGCGUGCACAGCAUCGCCGUGUACGGAGGCAUCAAGGCGCACGGACAGAAGGAGAUCCUGGCCGAGGAGCACAACGAGAUCAUGAUCGCCACACCCGGUCGUCUGGUCGACCUCAUCGAGCGCUCGCACGAGGUGGCCGGUCUGCUGUCGCGUGUCACCAUGCUGGUGUUUGAUGAAGCCGACAGAAUGCUUCAGCUAGGCUUCGGAGAUCAGCUCCAGAAGAUAUCCGAGCAGAUCAGACCAGAUCGCCAGACACUAAUGUUCAGCGCAACGUUCCCAAAGGCCAUGCAAGAGGCAGCAGCCAAAUGGCUGAAUCAACCGUUGAAGAUACGUGUCAAGUCGUCGGCAGCCAACGAGGAGAACACAUCAGUCAUUACAAAGAAUGUGCGACAGGUCGUCAGAGUCGUCGAGGGCAAAGAUCGAUUCGAACAUCUCUCUGCCUUCCUUCAAAUGGUCAUCAACAAGGAGCAAUUGCUGAGGAAUAGAAGUCUGAUAUUGAUAUUCGUCAAUCAGAUCAAGAAUGUGAAGCCAUUGAUGAAUCAGAUUGAGAAGAUGCUGACGAAUAUGAGAGGCGCGAAAAGAUCAACAAAGGUUGGAUGCAUAUUUGGUGAUAUGAAGCAGGAGGAGAGAGAUCAGUCGAUCAAUGACUUCAAGUCUGGAAAGAUCAAUAUCAUGGUGGCCACUGAUAUCUUGGGCAGAGGUAUCCAUAUCAACAACCUGCGAUUCGUCAUCAACUACGAUUUCCCCACAUCGCUUGAGCAGUACAUUCAUAGAGUUGGAAGAACUGGACGACAGGGCAACAAGGGCCACUCGGUCACAUACUUUGUUGCAUCGGCGCAGAACACCCCAAUGGCCAGGGGACUGAUAAGAAUCCUGGAGGAGUGCCAGCAACAGGUUCUCCCAGCUCUCACAGAAGUCGCCAACAACUACUUUGGACCAUUAGCUGAGAUGCCAGAUCUGCGACCAGAGGCAAGCAAGGACGAUGAAAGUGACUUUUCUCUUGAAGACGACAGCGACUUUGAUUAUGAUAUGAAGGAGGAUGGAGAUGAUGAUGAGGAUGAAGAUGAAGAUGAAGAUGAGGGAGUCGAUCCCAAUGACGAUGAAGAGGAGGAUUAUGAAGGCGAAGAGGAAGAAGUAGAAGACGACGAUCAGGACGUCGACGAG
Messenger RNA from Acytostelium subglobosum LB1, 2340 nucleotides. RefSeq lists its product as hypothetical. The annotation marks the transcript as partial. Gene Ontology annotation, cellular component: ribonucleoprotein complex; cytoplasm; nucleus. The record is from RefSeq and is a predicted model, not a curated record. Gene Ontology annotation, molecular function: ATP binding; RNA binding; RNA helicase activity. The transcript has 2 exons. NCBI's taxonomy places the organism in Eukaryota, Evosea, Eumycetozoa, Acytosteliales, Acytosteliaceae.